This is a messenger RNA of Entamoeba nuttalli P19, 246 nucleotides long. RefSeq lists its product as hypothetical. The record is from RefSeq and is a predicted model, not a curated record. Gene Ontology annotation, biological process: protein modification process. The transcript has a single exon. Lineage: Eukaryota; Evosea; Mastigamoebida; Endamoebidae. Bases 1 to 246 code for a protein of 81 amino acids.
AUGGAAGAAGGUAAUGUUUUGGGUAAAAUUGUUAAAAUUCAACUCAUUGACAAUAGGUGUGUUGUUGGAACUUUAGAAGCAGUAGACCAUGAUGGUAAUUUAUGUAUUAGACACCCGUAUGAAUGUAGAAUUAUUCCACCAAUUAAAGAAGGUGAUAAAGAAAUUAUUGAUGUUGUUAAAAUGAGAAGUACUGUUAUUCCACAAGGAUCAUGGAAAUCUAUUUCUAUUCCAAAUGAACAAAAGUAA